Molecule: messenger RNA, 1368 nt
Organism: Castor canadensis (American beaver)
Lineage: Eukaryota; Metazoa; Chordata; Mammalia; Rodentia; Castoridae
Source: RefSeq, a predicted model, not a curated record
AUGAGCUCCAGCCACCCUGAGCUGGGUGCCCGGGCACCCCAGAGCCCCCGUGCACAGCCCCUGUCCCAGAGCUCUUCCAGUCUGCUGUGUGAGAGCCAGGAGCAGAGGCCAGAGCUCCGCAAGAGUGCCAGCAGCACUGUGUGGCAGGCCCAGCCGGGCGAGGCCAGCAUUAGUCUCCAGGCCCCGGAAGAAGUGGGGCACCAGACCAAGAGCACAGAACAGGCUCAGGCCUUUAGCCCUCAGCCACAGCCUGGUUCUGUGAGCCACUGGCGGAGCAGCACUGUGGGCAACAUGUCCACCUUGGGCAGUGGUGACCUUUGUCGCCUGCGGGCCCCCAAUGUGGCUGCCAUACAAAGGAGCCACUCAGACCUGGUCCGUAGCACCCAGACCCGGGGUCAUGGUGGUGCUCGGAAGACCAGCCUCAGCUGCUCUGCCCUUGGUAGCUCACCUGAACACAAGGCUCAGCUGCAGCCUGGUAGUAUUUCUGGCCAGGGUGACCAGGCCUGUGAAGGCCUGGAAAAGGACCUGGUUCCAGAGGCUGGAACUUCUAACUCAGCCUGCGUGCUGGGGGAGAGUCAAGUGUGGGUGCCACCCAUAGACCUGGGGGGUACAACUACUCACGGCAGCAGUCCCCAGGCUGGACCCAAAGCCACUGGGCAGUCAGCCAUCACCUCCUGCCAUGCUCUGUCCCCAGAAGCUCUGCUCUGCAGGAUGAGAGAGGCAGGGGCUGGUGGCUACUGCCACGCCCUGCCUGCCACAGGGAUCCUGGCCUUUCCCAAACUGGUGGCAUCUGUGAGCGAGUCUGGGCUGCAGACUCGUCGCGGGGCGAAGUUCCACUGUAAGUUGCCCGUGGGGCUCUCUGGACACUCGCACUGCUGUGCCCACCCUUGGGGGACCAUGGCAUUAGCCACAGGACCUGGCUCCAGGACCAGAGAUGUGUGCACCAUGACCUCAGCCAGUGACUUGGCUCCUGGCUUGGCGUCAGCCCAGGAUGCCAGUGUGCAGGUGGCUCCAGUGGCAACCUGCAAGGCUGUGGCCACCAGCCCAUCCUUGGAAGUACCUGUGGCCCUGCACAUGUUCCCAGAGGUAACCCUGGGGUCCAGCCUGGAAGAAGCAUCGUCUCCUGUGCGGGAUGUGCGGUGGGAUGCUGAGGGCAUGACAUGGGAGGUGUAUGGAGCCUCAGUGGACCCCGAAGUGCUUGGCGUGGCCAUCCAGAAGCACCUGGAGAUGCAGUUUGAGCAGCUGCAGCGGGCUCCGGCUAGUGAGGACAGCUUGUCUGUGGAGGGUCGCAGGGGCCCACUGCGGGCAGUCAUGCAGUCCCUCAGGCGACCCAGCUGCUGCGGCUGCUCUGGGGCAGCCCCAGAGUAA